AUGACCGAGAUCCCGGUCGUCGACUGCUUCGCCAGCGAUGCUAGCGCCCAGCUGCGCCACGCCUGUACCACGGUGGGCUUCUUCUACCUCAAGAACCACGGCAUCCCCGCGGACCUCAUCGCCGACGUCUACGCCGAAAUGCACCAUUUCUUCCAGCAGCCCGUGCAGGAGAAGCGCAAGGUCUUGGCGAACGAGUACAUGCGCGGCUAUACACCGAUGAGCGAAGAGACGUUGGACCCAGCCGUGCAAACCCAGGGCGACACGAAAGAAGGGUACUAUAUCUGCCGCGAGCCCGUCCCAGAAGACCAUGGCUUGCCUCUCCAUGGCCCCAACGUCUUUCCGGAUACGUCUACGUACCCGCGCUUUCGCCCGACCAUGACCAAGUACUUUGACGCCAUGUCCACCUUGGGCUGGCACGUCGCCCAGCUCUUCGCCGAGGCCGCUGGCGCCCCCGGUGCGUUUGAUGGCCCUGGCAUGUUUGAUCGCCCGAUGGCUGCGCUGCGCUUGCUACACUACAGCGACCACACGUCAGACGUGGACGGCGGCGUCUUUGGCGCUGGCGCGCACUCGGACUAUGGCCUCCUCACGCUCCUCUCCACGGACGACCAAUCGGGCCUCGAGAUUGAGUUGCAAGGGCGCUGGGUGGCCGUGCCGCCGCGCGCCGACUGCUUCAUUGUCAACAUUGGCGAUUUGGGCGAGCGAUGGACCAAUGGCCUCUUCAAGUCGACGCGCCAUCGCGUCGUCAACCGCGUCGGGCGUGAGCGCUACUCGAUCCCGUUUUUUUACGAGCCCAACUUUACGUGUCUCGUCGCCUGCCUUCCGUCCUGCGCUGCACGUGGCACACCGCUGCCACCCAUCACGAGCGGCGACCACCUCUUGGCCAAGUACGCCGAGACGCACGCGUCGUUUGAACCGCAAGCGUAG
This is a messenger RNA of Saprolegnia parasitica CBS 223.65, 924 nucleotides long. RefSeq lists its product as hypothetical. NCBI's taxonomy places the organism in Eukaryota, Oomycota, Saprolegniomycetes, Saprolegniales, Saprolegniaceae. Gene Ontology annotation, molecular function: dioxygenase activity. The transcript has 6 exons. The record is from RefSeq and is a predicted model, not a curated record. The coding region runs from base 1 to 924 and encodes 307 amino acids.